Messenger RNA from Eimeria maxima, 2436 nucleotides. RefSeq lists its product as hypothetical. Gene Ontology annotation, biological process: ribosomal large subunit biogenesis; ribosomal large subunit export from nucleus. Gene Ontology annotation, cellular component: nucleolus. The transcript has 10 exons. Lineage: Eukaryota; Apicomplexa; Conoidasida; Eucoccidiorida; Eimeriidae. Bases 1 to 2436 code for a protein of 811 amino acids. The record is from RefSeq and is a predicted model, not a curated record.
AUGGGGAGUCUCAACGAGGACCAGGAGGAGUCUGUCAUGUCUCUGGCGCUGCUCCAGGUGACCCAUUCUCUUACGAACAAAAUAAAGAGAGACCCUGAGGCCUAUCGCGAGGAAUUCAAGUUGCAAAUGUCAAAUUUUGAAGGUCUCGUCGCAGCACUAAAAGAGCAGCCGUACAGGCCGACGAGAAAGUUGCAGAGCCUCGCCAUGUUUCUGGCCCACACAGCUCCUUGCUACAGUGUUGAAGCGGAAGAUACGUGGGUAACGGGGCCCCCGGAGGCCCCAAAGGAGGCACCCGUCUUUGAUGCUUUUGCCCCAGAGACGUUCCCAGGACAGGCAGUGGGCCUGGGGGCCCCCUCAGAGGGCCCCUCUCCCUGCGCUAUGCUCAAAGAAGCUAUGCAAGAGCUUUUGCUGCAGACAGACCUCCACCCCACCACACGACAUGCGCUGUUGAACAGCUUGCUGCUCCUCAGAAGCAAGAAAAUGCUGAGCUGCGAGGAGCUGCUGCAGCAAGCACUGUCUCUGUUAUCUAUUAAAGACAAAUUUGUUCGCCAGCGGCUAAUGGCAUUUGUCGUUAAAGACGUGUCGAAGGUUUUUGCGGCAACGACCAACAACCAAGCGCGGACUUCUUUGCUGACUCGCCUGUUUGCUUUGCUAAAGAGCGGAUCUUCUCCCUUGCCGGCUCGCUUGGCGCUGUGUUGCUUAUUUCAGGUGUACAGACACAUCACAUCAAAGGGAUUAACUCGCAACAGCUCCUCUUCUGCAAAAAUAGUCAACGCCAUUGCUGCCUUGACUUUGGCAGGGGACGCUCGGCUUGCCUUAAGCGCUGCUCUCUUUCUCUUGGGGGAGAUUCAGGCUGCUGCAGUGCAAGCAAGUCACGCAAUCCAAGCCGACGAGGAAGAGGGGGAGGAGGCGGUUGCUGCAGCUGCAGCAGCAGAGCUGCAGCAGAAAAGCGUUUUGCAUUCUAAGAAGACAAUGGCAGCGAAGCGGAAGCUCAAGAAGCAAAAGCAACGCAUGCAGAAGCGGCUUGUUAGGAAGCAGCAGCGGUUGGAGGCGCAGCAAAACCAUUGGGGCAUCACAGCGUCUGCUGCCAUUCUCGACCUCAUCUACGAUGCUCACGCACUCGCCGAUAAACUCUUCGCUCGCGUGCGGCAGCAGCGCGAGAGCUUCAGCACUCGAGUUGUGUUCUUGAACUUGGUAUCUCGUCUUGUGUCACAUCACAAGGUUUUGUUGCUGAGUCUCUAUCCUUAUCUGGAAAGAUAUUUAAAACCCUCUCAGAGGCUUGUCCCCUCUCUUCUUGCAAUUGCUGCUAAUUCAGUGCACGCAGCAGUUCCUCCUGACGAGGUCAAACCCCUCCUCAAGACAAUUGCUGACAACUUCGUCUCAGACACACGAGGAGAAGAAGUCGUCACACUGGGCCUCAACGCUAUAACGGAGAUCUGCAGCAGGAAUCCCCAUUGCAUGACGCCCGAGCUUCUUGGGGAUUUGCUGCAGUAUACAAAACACAAGAACAGCAAAAGUGUUUCCGCAGCCGCACGAGGUCUCCUCAAUCUGUUUAGGGAGAUACACCCAACGUUGCUGCCGCGUGCAUUCUUAGGAAAGGAGGCCGCCAUAAAGCUGCAAAGAGACCAUGUGUCUCCGCCCGUGUUUGGGGCUUCAAGUGUCUCCACGAGUUUGCAGCUGCUGCCGCAACUGGAAGCCCUCAAGAAGCAAUCGAAGGAGGAGCUGCAGCAGCUCUUAGGAGGAGGAGCAGAAGAAGAGAAUACAGAAGGGGAGAGUGCCUCCGAAGAUAGUGAGGCCGAGGGCCAGAUGACAGACACCGAAGCUAAUGAGGAAGAGGCAGAUACACAGGAUGCGGAGGAGACAGGCAGUGAAGAGACAGAGGCAGCAGACAGUGGUGAAGAAGACAGCGAAGCUGAAGAAGAGGAAGAGACAGAGGAAGAAGAAGACAUAGACAGCGAAGAACACCAGCCAAAACCUGCAGCAGGGGAGGACGAAACAGCAACAGCAGCAGCAACAUCGGGAGCACCAACAGAAGCCACAGCUGCAACAGCCGCCAACGAACCAGAAGCAGCAUCAGGAGCAGCAGCAGGGGCUAUCCCUUGUGGAGGUGAGCGACUGCUAACAGACGCGGACUUUGCUGCUCUCCGUCUGCUAAGGGCUAAGCAAUUAGUACAGCAAGUAAAAGGGGGACGCCGCAAAGGUGGUAGUUUGGAAGUAGACACCGAAAGGGACCAGAAGCUUCUGAAGCUCCUUAUAUCGAACCAGGAGGCUAGCAGCAGCAGCAGCAGCAGCGAGGACGAAGACAGCGAUGAGGAGACAGAAAGAAACCAGCAAGAGGUGAGGCAUCCAAAAGAGGAGACAGAUGGAGGCACUGUCUCCGUGUCUCUCUUUUAUUGGGCUUUGUGGCAGCCAACUCUUUUUUUCUUUAUGAUAUGA